Molecule: messenger RNA, 1567 nt
Organism: Conger conger (European conger)
Lineage: Eukaryota; Metazoa; Chordata; Actinopteri; Anguilliformes; Congridae
Product: myelin-associated glycoprotein-like
Exons: 7
Coding region: 83-1567 (494 amino acids)
Source: RefSeq, a predicted model, not a curated record
UCUAAAUAGUCCUUGAUUUUAAUUGUUCUCCAGAGGGUGUUGGUGCUGUGUUCUAACGUCAGUUCCUCUACUCCCCAGAGACAUGAAUGAAGUGGUGUGGCUCAUUCUCAUUGGCUGCCUGCUGCAAGGAGCCCUGGGUGGAAAGUGGGCAGUCUGGUUGCCUCAGAAUAUAAAUGCUCUGCGUGGAUCCUGUGUGCUGAUUCCCUGCGGAUUUGAUACCAAGUCUGAUUUUGAAAAUAAACUGCCACAGGCUAAAAUACAAUGGCUUAGAGACAAGGAUAAUGCUGUAGUGUUUGAUUCUAAAAGCCAAUCUGAAUCUCUUCUGCAAGGAACGUUCACUGGAGACCUGCCUAGCAAGACCUGCACUACACUCCUAGAGAACCUUCCAAAAAGUGGCCGUGAUAAAUAUUACUUAAGAUUAGAUGAACCCAUCAAAUGGUCUUAUAGAGGAACAUUUCUUGAACUUGAUAUCACAGACUCUCCACCCAAACCCAAGUUAACCACAGAGAAAGUGGAGGUGAUGGAGGGGACCUCUGUGAGUUUGAGCUGCUCUGCUGCAGCCCCCUGUCCCAAACUCCCCCCAAAUCUGACAUGGACCCCCAGGCUGAGUGACAGUGUGGAUCAACUGCAAGAGAAUGAGGAUAAAACCACAUCUGUGUCUUCUGUUCUGACCUUCACUGCUUCCCACCUCCACCAUGGGCAGAAGAUCACCUGCAGGGCACUUUACCCACUGCAACAAGGAGGCAAUCAGACAUCUGAGGCCAGUCUGAUUCUCGGAGUUCUAUACAUGCCUCAGAUCUCUGGCUCUGGGAGCUGCAGCAGAACAGCAGCAGAGAUCAGCUGCUCCUGUGAGAGCCGUGGGAAUCCCUCUCCCAGCAUGGAGUGGCGUGUGUCUGGACUGCGGGUCACUAACUCUACUGACAGAGUCAUCAGGGAGGAGCAGCUGGGGAACACAGGCCUGAGGAGCUCCCUCACCAUGCGCCACUCACAGGGAGACACGGCCACUCUCCUCUGCCUCAGUACCAACGCUCUCGGGAACACCAGCCUCCAGCUCCACGCCCCGUCUCCACAGCAACACUCAGGUGUCAGCAUUCCCUCACUGCUGAUUGGUGCAGCAGCUGGUGUUGCUGCCAUGGUGAUAGUGUGCCUCAUCGUGAAGGCCAUUCAAAAGCUGGCCAGGAAAAAAAGGGACAGCCAGUGUUGUGAAAGUGGGUGGAAGGACACAGAAAAGAGUUCUCCCCAAUCAGAAGAAGAACCAGUCUACUCCAACCACUCCAUGGCAACCACCCAACCCAGGGACCCACAGCUGGGAGGGACAGACCCACAGCCCCUGGCAGAAGACCGAAACAAGGCAGAGCUGGAAUCCAUGCAUUACUCCUCGAUAAAGCACUCCCCCCGCUCCGUGGAGGCACAGGGCCAGGAUGCCCGUGAAGGAGCCGCAGGUCACGGUGACGAUGUGGUCUAUUCACAGGUGGCCCGGAAGAAGAAAACCAAGAAGGGAAAGCAACAGGAUGGGGAUGGACUGGGAGAGGGGCAGGGGGAAAGGGAGGGGCAGCGGGAGGGCUAG